Eriocheir sinensis (Chinese mitten crab) is the source of this 3430-nucleotide messenger RNA. Its product is annotated as fibrous sheath CABYR-binding protein-like. The transcript has 7 exons. Gene Ontology annotation, molecular function: protein binding. NCBI's taxonomy places the organism in Eukaryota, Metazoa, Arthropoda, Malacostraca, Decapoda, Varunidae. The coding region runs from base 1204 to 2442 and encodes 412 amino acids. The record is from RefSeq and is a predicted model, not a curated record.
CGGUAGCAGCGACGGGCCAAAUUUGUGACUUUACCGUGUAGCAGCGACGGGCCAAAUUUGUGGCUUUACCGUGUAGCAGCGACGGGCCAAAUUUGUGGCUUUACCGUGUAGCAGCGACGGGCCAAAUUUGUGGCUUUACCGUGUAGCAGCGACGGGCCAAAUUUGUGCCAUGAUUUUAACCCCCCAAAAUAGAUGAUACAUAAACUGAUCACAAAUGCUUUGAUAUAUAUUAUGAAAUGGUUUGUGUGAGUGAUGAUUUUUUCUAUUUUUUCUCCCUUAGAGGGACCAUUAAGAAACAUGACCCUCACUGCUACCCCCCUGAAUCUUACAGUAACAUGCAAUAAAAAUUCUACUUAUCUCUUACUCCAUUAAAAAGAAACUCCCGUCCUUCGCCACGCGUGUUGUUUUAACCUCAGCAUUUCCAAACGAACCAGGAAGCAAAGGAAAACAAGAGACCGUAUGAUUGGUGGAAGAUAAAGCAUUAAAACGACGCUGGUUAAUCCUUCUCGUCUAGGAAUACAACGCCAGGUAGUUCAAGAGGAAAGAGUAAGGCUCCACGUGGCCCACAAAGGCUGAGGCAGAUUGUGACGAAACAGGAGAAAGAAGGAGGAAAGGGAGAGAGGGGAGGGAGAGAACUUUACGCUGUGCUACUGAUUCAUGCAUUUCUCAGGCGCCCCCGUCUCUAACCCCCCCUCCCCUCUCCCUUAUAGUACCCCCACUAGUCUCCCGUCACAAAGUUCGCCCGGUGUACUCCAGUGUGAACCGAUUCGGACGAGGCAAAUUCCACAACAGAAGGUGAGGCGUCUGGGCCACGGGUUCGGCAGUGUCCAGCAGGAAGGCCCGGACGAGGGUGGUGUGUGCACGCGACGCUGCCCCGCCAGUCACCAGCGGUGGGCCUGACACCACGCCGUCACCUUGGCCCCCCGCUACAAACAGACACACGCGACACAUACAACACCGCACACCCACUGCGCCAGGCCAGGAGCCACCCAGCCGCCCCGGGCUCUGUUUUCUGUCUGACAAGUGUGAGAUGACCAGAUGCGGCCGUCGAGGGAGUGAAGCGGAGGUGUCCUUGGUCAGCCUGUCAAGAGCCUGAUAACCAAGGAGUCUAUCAGGAGUAAGUAAGUCAUUGCAGCCGCCGGAAGAGGACGCCACGUUACUAGACUCAAGACUCACGCGAAAGGCACCAGUUAAGAAGACAUCAUGGGGUGUGGACUCAGCUCCGAGGCCGCCGCUGGCAUUCCUGACCCCACGAACCCCGAUGAGGCACUGGAGUUCGCCAUGAGAAACGCCGACAAGGACGCGUUGCAGAGAGCCGUCGAGACGCACGCCAAUGUCAACAAGGUGUUCACGGACAAACAAGGCCUCGAGUACACCGCCAUGCACAUCGCCGCCAAGUUAGGCUGCGAAGAACUCAUCCACAAACUGGCUAAAGCCGGCGGGGACGUGAAGCGGUUGGACGGGCGAGGCGAGAGUCCUCUGCACAUCGCCGCCAGACACGACAAGGGCGAGGCGGUGAAGGCCCUGGCGGGGAUCGGCGUGGACCUGGAAAUGCUCAACAAAGACAAGCUGACGCCCCUCACCGUGGCCAUCACCAACAACAGCCCCAACGCCCUGGCCAAGCUGAUAGAGGCGGGGGCUGAUGUGAACGGGAAAGACCAUCUCGAGGCGCCCUUGAUCAUCGCUGCGAAGGUGGGCAACGAGGACGCUGUGGUGACUCUCCUGCAGGCCAACGCACAGUACGAGACUCUCAUGAUCCCGAUGCCUGACGGCAACGAGAGCGUCAACCUUUCCACGUGGGCAACCUCCAAAGGUCACACCAAGGUCACCGAAGCCAUUACUGCCAGGGAAGCCAAGGCAGGAGAGGUGGACGAAGAUGCUGCUAAGGAAAAGGACUCCGGCUCGCCUCGGCAGGAGGGCGAUGGCGCUGAAGAAAUUGCCGAUGCAAACGAAGCUGCUGACGCUCCCCCAGCAGAAGAAGCUCCAGCUGAAGACCCCCCAGCAGAAGAUCCCCCGGAAGAUCCCCCAGCAGAAGAUCCCCCGGAAGAUCCCCCAGCAGAAGACGCACCAGCCGAAGAUCCACCAGCAGAAGAUGAGCCAGCGGAAGAUCCACCGGCAGAGGAUCCACCCGCGGAAGAUCCACCAGCAGAGGAUGCACCAGAGGAAGAUCCACCAGCAGAAGAUGCGCCAGAGGAAGAUCCACCAGCAGAAGAUGCGCCAGAGGAAGAUCCACCAGCAGAAGAUCCACCAGCAGAAGAUCCACCAGCAGAAGAUGCACCAGAGGAAGAUGCGCCUGCCGAGGAUCCACCUGCAGAAGAUGCUCCCGCAGAUGAGGAUGCACCUGCAGAAGAUCCACCAGCAGAAGACGCACCAGAAGAUCCACCAGCAGAAGACGCACCAGAAGAUCCACCAGCAGAUGACGCACCAGCAGAAGAUGCAUAAAGGGGCCCGGUGACUAAGGGUAAGAACAGUGUACUUUCACCCCUGAACAGGACAGUGGUUAUACUGGUUGAGGCUGACAAGACGCCUCGCUCCCUACAGUCCAGGGGCGCCGAUUUGUGCUCAAUGGUUGGUUCUCUUCACCUGAACGUAACAUACACACACAAAAUAUAUAAAUAUUAAGAUGUUCAGCACCAACUCAUAGUGGCGUAACUCUUGACCGUGACAAAUGCAAUGGCUAAGGGCCAGCCAGUGUCUUUUCCUCACUAUGCAACAUUGCUUCUGUGGUGUGUGUGUGUGUGUGUGUGUGUGUGUGUGUGUGUGUGUGUGUGUGUGUGUGUGUGUGUAAGAUGUGUGGUGAGGGGGAGGGGUCUGCCUUUGUGAGUUUGCGUGUGUGUGUGUGUGUGUGUGUGUGUGUGUGUGUGUGUGUGUGUUGAGACAAAAAAAUCGUAACACAGACAGCGGUGUAAUUCCAUUCCGUCCAAACAAAGUGAUAGGGGCUCUUGCGUCGAGAGACCUGAUGUGAGCAUUUUUGGCGAGAACAACACUGUGAUCUCCGUGGGGUACAUGACCUCUCUGUUCUCUGUCACACGAGCUGCGUCACAUCCGCCUCAACUUUUUCAUGUUAUGCACUAUUUUUUUCAUGACCUCUGGGACACCGACACCAUUCAUCUCGGGAGACUCGUUUCAUAUUUCCAUUUAUCACUUCAUUUAUCCUCGUGAAUAUAUUUAGUAGCCCGCGGAGAACAUAACGAGGGGGCAGGGCAGGGUGAUGCUUUCGAGUGGCCGUAGUACUGAUAUCGACAGGCAACGUAAUUCCCCUUCGAGUACAAGGUUGUUGAUGCCGAGGUCUUUUUUGGCAAACAAGGCAUGACUGGAACCUCUCUGUAUGCACUCCCUCCGAGCAAGAUUGUAUGUCGUGCAUUGUACAGUUAACGUGUACUAGUCGGUGUAUACUAUUUUGAAUAAAGCAUCAACUAACUGUGUUCAA